GGUCUUGGUUGUCACUUCCGGCUGUUUGUCUGGGAAGCGGAUUCGUUCGGAGCGGAGCGCGCGGACCCCGGGACCCGGCCCACCAGCUGCACAGGCCUCCGCCAUGGCCCGGGACUACGACCAUCUCUUCAAGCUGCUUAUCAUCGGAGACAGCGGUGUUGGAAAAAGUAGUUUACUUCUAAGAUUUGCUGACAACACAUUUUCAGGCAGCUACAUCACAACCAUUGGCGUUGACUUUAAAAUCCGGACAGUCGAAAUCAAUGGGGAGAAAGUGAAGCUCCAGAUUUGGGACACUGCGGGUCAAGAGCGAUUUCGAACCAUCACCUCCACAUAUUACAGAGGAACACACGGCGUUAUUGUUGUUUAUGACGUGACCAGUGCGGAAUCUUUUGUGAACGUCAAAAGAUGGUUACAUGAAAUAAAUCAGAAUUGUGACGAUGUAUGUCGGAUAUUAGUGGGUAACAAGAAUGAUGACCCUGACCGGAAAGUGGUGGAGACAGAAGAUGCUUUCAAAUUUGCCGGGCAGAUGGAUAUUCAGUUGUUCGAGACUAGCGCCAAAGAAAACAUCAAUGUUGAAGAGAUGUUUAACUGCAUUACUGAGCUAGUCUUGAAAGCAAAGAAAGAGAACUUGGCAAAGCAGCAGCAGCAACAACAGAACGACGUGGUCAAAUUAACCAAAAACAGUAAAAGGAAGAAGCGGUGCUGCUAGGGGGCUGGCACGCCGCAGAGAGCCUGCUCUCGGUCCGAACAUUCGCUCCUGGGAUAAAGAGUACCUGUGCCACGGGCAGUGCCCAGCUUUUCAGGGGUUGGGGCAUUUUGUCAAUCUUGUGCUGUUUAUUUAAAAAAAAAAAAAUACUCCAGGUUUUCUAUCGAGAGGCGCGGGCACCUUUUCACUGCUGUGCCAAGAAGGUGUCGUGGAUUCUUGUCGUCCCCCUUGUCACUCCUGUCCAGAGCGUCUGCUAGGAAAGGACAAUUGCAGUGCCUACCUUAUGGACUGAUUAACAAGAGUCUGUACAUACUGUAUAUUGCGUUAACCAGCCUCGCCUCCCUCCCUAUCGCUUCUGGCUUCUUCUCGCCAAUCUGUCGUCAAUAUGAACUGAUCAACAUUUUUAAAGAUUUAGUACAGAUGGCGUCUUAACCUUAGCUUGAGCCUGGUUUCUAUCCCCCCCGUUAGGGCGAGAAUGACCAGGCCUCGCUGUUAAUUUGCUUUUCUGCUGUUUAGUUUUUGUCUGUAUUUAAAUUCAUGCUUAAGUGACCAUUACAUUGUCCAGGGCAGCAUACGAAACUACAAGGAUAUUUUUGUUUUUAAUGAAAGGUUGGGCAGAUACCGAUCUGUUACCAGCCACUUGUUUUGAUCUGACUGAGAAAAAAAAAAAACAAAAUCAUUGUAAAUUUAGAGGAAAACCAUUCUGAAAAUAAUCUGCCAAAUUUUUUGUACCAUCUUGUUCAUAAAUAGGAACAAACUAAUAAAAUGUGAACUAUGGGUCCUGAAUUGAAAAUGUUGUUUUUCUGAGUAAUUGUACACAUCCUGUAUUAAAGUUUACCCCUGUAGUGUA
Spea bombifrons (plains spadefoot toad) is the source of this 1556-nucleotide messenger RNA. RefSeq names its product RAB35, member RAS oncogene family (gene RAB35). The record is from RefSeq and is a predicted model, not a curated record. The transcript is spliced from 6 exons. Gene Ontology annotation, molecular function: GTPase activity; GTP binding. Bases 104 to 709 code for a protein of 201 amino acids. Gene Ontology annotation, biological process: Rab protein signal transduction; endocytic recycling. Lineage: Eukaryota; Metazoa; Chordata; Amphibia; Anura; Pelobatidae. Gene Ontology annotation, cellular component: endosome membrane; plasma membrane.